Messenger RNA from Bipolaris sorokiniana ND90Pr, 1430 nucleotides. RefSeq lists its product as uncharacterized. Lineage: Eukaryota; Fungi; Ascomycota; Dothideomycetes; Pleosporales; Pleosporaceae. The transcript has 2 exons. Gene Ontology annotation, molecular function: transmembrane transporter activity. The record is from RefSeq and is a predicted model, not a curated record. The coding region runs from base 1 to 1302 and encodes 433 amino acids. Gene Ontology annotation, biological process: transmembrane transport.
AUGGGACCCAGCAAUUCGGAGACAGAACGGCUUUUGGGCGCAGAGGCUGAUGGCGUAGAAGCCACGCCAAAAGAAACACCCCCAGGUUACUAUGCUAUGCCUAUUUCCUUUUUAGCCUCAUGCGCCAUGGCAGCAACAGCGGCCUCGACUAUAUAUGGCUAUGCCCACAUUGUGUGCAAGGACGCGUCGCAGUGCGAGGAUGCAGAAAAAGCAGCGUACGCAUCGGCGGUGGCCGCGGCAACGACGAUUGCAAACAUGUGCGGACUGAUGGCAGUGAGCGUAUACGAGCGGCUGGGGACCCAAAAGGGGCUUGGAGUGUGGAUAGGCCUUAGGGCGGGUAGUGUCGUGGUACUCGGUGCUGGAGUGCUUCGCAGGAGCGUCAGUCUGGCCUUGGGCGCGCGUGUGCUCGAGGGUCUGGCGACAGAUAAUACGCUACACAUGAUGCUGAAUGCUUUAUAUGCGCACAGCAAAGAUCAGCGCCAUGUUGGCAGGCUUAUGUCGAUGUCGCUGGCCCUGUACAUGGCUGGCAUGGCCCUUAGCCCCGCCCUGGCCGCGCUGCUUGCAGACUUUCGAGUCUCUUUUGCCGUCGCCCUCGUUAUCUUUGGUAUUACGGCUGUAUACCUGGCCGCCAUAGGAACAUGGUUAGACGAUGAGCGUGGUGACAAUCUUGUCGGUCAUGGUCAUAUGAGAGAGAGUGGCGGUACUGACACCAACGCUUCGCCAUUAUCUGGCCUGGCCAGCCUCGCCCGUCCCGCUCUGCGCCUGUUCAGCCAUCGAGUGCUUGCUGCGCACGGCGGAGCUAUGUUUCUGUACAAUGCAGCCAUAUCGUACAUGUUUCCGGCCUUGAUGGUGCAUGCGACCCUCGAGUUUGGAUUCACUCCAGCGCAGAACGGUCUCCUCUUGUCUGUUGCAGCGGGCACGUCUUCAAUGCAUCUCAUCCUUGCUGCCGUAAUGUCCAGGCCUGCUCGCAAUGCCGCCGCUGUGCUGGUCUCUCUCACUGUGCUUGUCGCCGCUUUGGCCGCGCUGGCCAUGGUUCAGGUGCCAUGGGCCUUGUUCCCCGUUGUCGCUGCGGCCUCCUUGGGCCUGGCUACGCCGUCGUUCGUCAAAGCCCAUCUUGUACAGCGUAGGCCGCACGAUGGCCUAGCUGUUGCUGCUCUUUCUGUCGCAGAAGGCCUAGGCAGUCUGGUCUCAGCCCCGCUACUCGGUGCAUGGCAAAGCACUCAUCCGGGUGGCAGUGUGCUCUAUGUUGCUGCCACUCUCGCUGCCGCAUCAGCCAUGGUCUUUGUCUUUGGGUGCGUGUAGUUUCAUGAGUAGCAUGGAUUUCUCAAAUCACUUCACAGUUCCAACAUCUCACAGUCAAACAGAAUACUCUACGGUUGUGAUAAAAGGCGACGAUUCAAAUUAGUGGCAUGGAACGCAGAUGUGAACCG